Molecule: messenger RNA, 1716 nt
Organism: Talaromyces proteolyticus
Lineage: Eukaryota; Fungi; Ascomycota; Eurotiomycetes; Eurotiales; Trichocomaceae
Exons: 3
Coding region: 1-1716 (571 amino acids)
Source: RefSeq, a predicted model, not a curated record
AUGAAUGCUAAAACGAGAGCUCCCUCUGUGGGAAUUGAUACUGAUCAAGAACGAAACCCACCACCUCCACCAACCCCGCUAGAUUUCCCACAAUAUUCUCUGUUGGAGGAUAAAGACAUCCAGUUGACCACGGAUUUUAAUGCGAUCUACAAGAGUCUUCUGACGCUUAAAAAGUCCCAAGAUAUCAAUGUUGAACAUCUUAACGCCCUGAACCUUCAGGUAGCUACCGAUAUCGAUGCAUCCUGUCUGGUUCCAGAAGAAUAUUUAGAGGGCAUUCCCCCUUUGGUAUGGGACCAGGCGGAUAACCAAGAUGUCGUACAAUCUCAGCUCAUGAACAAUGGGUCUCCCUAUCCGCCAAUCGAAAAAUAUAAUAUUGCCAAGGCAGAACUAUUGUUAGACAAUGACGACGCGUACCGCGAGGUUGCAAGGAUGCCACCCAAAUCUGGCCGCACCCGGGUGAGAUUAACCCAAUCAAGGAAGUUCUGGGCCGGUUUGGAAAGAGUGGCUCAGUAUUGGGAUGCUAGUCUCGAUGAGUACUAUGACAAACCGGUCACGGCCACAGGACCGAAAUUGCCAGGUCUUCCGGAAGACAAGCCUUCUCAAAGUGGUACAGAGAACGGAGAUAAGGAUCAAAUGGAUACUAGUGGACCUCCACGUGAGAAGGGUGAAAAGGGAGGCUACGAACGUGCUUACAAGGGUCGCCGCAUGGGUUCUGGAAAUGAGAUGCCGGACGAUAUUCGCGAAGAGACGAUGCGUGGCUUGCUUGAAAUGGUUGCAUGGCCGUUCCAGUGUCAGAUGGUCAUUCCUUCGGUUCCUCCAAGACUAUCCGUACAAAGGUUAUUGUUUCCUGUACGGCAAACCCUAGUGGCUGGGAGAGUCCCUCUGGAUCGGCAAGCUGCCCGGAGAGGGGUCCUUGAAGGCCCUUUGCUAGUAGUUCAAUGUCGCGGAGAAACAAGUUUUAGAGAAGGUAGCGAACCACCAGGGCAUGGGCAGAGAGAGCUCUGCGAUCUGUUUCGCGAAGUUGGCGCAAUGUUACUGGCUGCCCAGGAACGCUCCCGGGAGGGGUUAGGCGAAGUGAAACCUGGUGACGGUAAAUGGUGGACGACGGAACCUCGUUUUGGCGGAGCCGCAAAUGAAGGUGUUACAGGUGAAGCAGCGAGCUCAGAGAAGAGCUCAGAGAAGAGCUCAGAAAAGAGCUCAGAGAAGAGCUCAGAAAGGAGCUCAGAGAAGGAAAAGGACCCGGAGCCUAGCAACGGUAGCAUGCACAAGAGAUCUAGAUAUACCAAUCCUCUCCUAUCUUCUCGGCGCACAGCACGCCCACGAAAAUUAACUGCCAGCGAGAAGUGGAAGAUACUGGAGCCAGGGCCGAGCGUGUGGGACAAGAAGAUGAAAUAUACGCAAAUUGGGAAGCCGAAGAAGAGCUCGUACGACGACAUCUUUAUGAUUUCGCAUAUCAAUCACCACGCUUCCAUCCUACAGCUGCGGGUGCACCGGCGUUAUGUCGAAAGCCUAACCAAUGGUACUAGCGAAUUCACUGACAGUGGCUCUCCCGAGCAGCCUUGGAAUGUUUUGAAGUUACGACGCAGUAAGUGGUACGAUCUGAUGGAUGCCGAGCAGCGGCUAGAACUAUUUAAUGGGAUUUGGAAGGUGUUCCACUAUCUAAUGAGGGAAACCUCUGAUAAACCGUUGAUAAUAUCAGAAGUGAGGGCAGCAUAA